AAUCCAAACCUUUUAUCCUGGCCCCGUCUGCAAUCCACUUCUCCCCCUCUUUUGCCUCUGCCUCAGACUAUUCAUUCGAUGGCCAGCGAGUAAUAAGAUUCGCUUUCUGCUAUCCUCUUCUGCUUCUGCACACUUCUUUGCAUGUGAACCCAAGCUCACGCACGCUGACAGUUCAUACAGCUACUGUAAAAAAAAAGUUUCCACCUGGGGCCAAUACUUUAUACGGACUCACAGUAGUACUUGUGAGUAGAACAAAUGGUCUAAAUUGUUCAUUGAUUCUGUUAUAGAUUGCUUAAGCCAGCAGCAAGAAAGAGUACUGGUAAGCAGGCCAAAUAUGUGGCUGGUUUCUUGUUUUUUCCCUGUAAUUUGUACAUAGAUUAAUGUUUCCUUGCAAAACUUGUGCCUGCAUUCUUGGUUCUUGCCAUAAUUUCUUUGGGAGCGGAUGAGAGGAGAUGAGACAAGGUCGUCCUUGCUGGACCGUGUCUUUACUGCUAUGAUCUUUGCUGGUUGAGGCAGAUGUGGUGGAUGGCUUCUCUUGAAGAGGUCUUGGGUUCACAUGGCCAUUGCUUGCCUCCUCCUUUCUCCGUGACGUCUUCUUCCUGUGGGGUUCUUCCCUUUGGAGCUUGGCCCCUACCUACUCAGGACAAGCGUGUAGAUGCAGGCGUGAAUAGCCUUUGCCUGUGCUCCCAUGUCAAUCAAGUGUUCUGUGCUAGAUUGGUCCCAGAGAUGGUGCCUCUCUGGUGCUAAUUUCUCUUGAGGGUGUUUCUGGUUUGGAUUACUGAGUUAAUGACGCCAUGGCUGGGCAGAGUAGGAUGAGGUUUCUUGCUUCUUCCUCUCUUGAGUUUGUUCUUGGAGGAAAAUUUCUUGAUUAGGAGAUAGUACAAGGUUGGUGGCUAUGGAGGAGGAAUCCCAAUCCCAAUCCCAUUUCCCGCUCCGGUGGGAGAGCACCGGCGACCAAUGGUGGUACGCGACGCCCAUCGACUGGGCGGCGGCGAGCGGCCACUACGACGUCGUCCGGGAGCUCCUCCGCCUCGACGCCAACCUCCUCAUCAAGCUCACCUCGCUCCGCCGCAUCCGCCGCCUCGAGUCCGUCUGGGACGACGACAUGCGCUUCGCCGACGCCGCCAGGAACCGCGCCGCCGUCGCCCGCCGCCUGCUCCACGACUGCGAGCCCCCCAGGGGCGCCGCCGCUGGCGGCGGAAGCCGGCCCAACCGGCUCAUCCGCGCGGGCUACGGCGGCUGGCUCCUCUACACGGCGGCCGCCGCCGGGGACGCGGCCUUCGUGCGGGAGCUGCUCGGGAGGCAGCCGCUGCUGGUGUUCGGCGAGGGGGAGUACGGCGUCACCGACGUGCUCUACGCCGCGGCCAGGAGCGACAGCUCCGAGGUGUUCCGGCUGCUGCUCAGCGCGGUGCUGUCCCCGCCCGAGUGCUCCGCCGGGGGAGAAGGCGACGGCGGCACCGCCGCCAUUGCUGGGGGUUUCAUGUUCCGGUGCGAGAUGAUGAACCGCGCGAUGCACGCCGCGGCAAGGGGAGGCAACCUGGAGGUCCUCAGGGAGCUCCUGCAGGGGUGCUCCGACGCGUCGGCGUUCCGGGACGCUCAGGGAUCGACGAUCUUGCACGCCGCGGCCGCGAGGGGGCAGCUUGAGGUUGUGAAGGAUCUUAUUGCCUCUUUCGAUAUAGUCAACUCCACAGACGAGCAAGGGAAUACGGCAUUGCAUCUAGCCGCCUUUCGAGGUCAUUUGCCCGUGGUCAAAGCCCUCAUCACUGCAUCCCCAUCACUUAUAUCAGCUACAAAUGAAGUUGGCGACACGUUCCUUCAUAUGGCGCUGACUGGCUUUAGGACCCCAGGAUUCCGAAGGCUUGAUCGUCAGAUGGAGCUUAUGAAGCAAUUGAUUGGUGGAGUGAUCAUGGAUUUAAGCAGCAUUAUCAAUAUGCAAAACGACGAUGGAAGGACAGUUCUUCACUUGGCUGUGAUUGGCAAUCUGCACUCUAGCCUUGUUGAGCUCUUGAUGACUGCACCGUUGAUUGACCUUAAUGUCCGGGACAAUGAUGGCAUGACUCCUCUGGAUUUACUUAGGAAACAGCCACCAACAGCAUCGUCUGAGAUACUCAUCAAGCAGCUUAUUUUGGCUGGUGGAAUUGCAAAUUCAAUGGACCAUGAGACCAGAUCAGCCAUUGCUUCUCAGCUAAAGAUGCACUGUAUCGUAGGCAGCCCGGGAACAUCCUUCAAGAUCCCAGAUGCCGAGAUCUUCCUCCAUGCAGGUAUCGAUGCGUCAGACAUCAGCGAAAGAACGAACUCAUUCUCUAGCGUUGGACAGAGUGAGCCAGAAUUUCCGGAAUCCAGUCGUAAGAAGCUGAACUCUAUGCAAAAUGCAGCGAAACAUCUCAAGAUCCUACUCAGAUGGCCCCUCCGCAAGGAGAAGAAAUCAUCAUCCGGUGCCCGAAAUGAACUGGACGACGACGCAUCCUCUGUGGAUUCAGUCAAGAGCUGGAGCCACGGGGAGACCCCGACACCGCUGAGGCAGAAGUACUCCAGGAUGAGCUCCCUGUUCAACAACAAGCGGACCAUGGCAGCCAGGAUCGGCUCACCGAGUCCAUCGAUGAAGAAGAGCUUCGCAGAUGGCCUCGCACAUGGCGUGAUGCAGCCCGAAUCGCCUUCAGGCUCGGGCUCCUGGUCGUCGUCGUCCUUGGUCGACAGGAUUGAAGCCGUCCAUCUGGACAAGAAUGGCCAAGCAUCUCCUGAUACCAGUGUGGUGAUCAGGCGUACACCCAAGAAGCACGGGUCUUUGAACAGCAGGCUCAUGAACCAAUACUUCUGCAUCGGAGCGCAGGGGAUAGCUGUCGAGGACUCAACCACGGGGCAGCGAUCAAGUCGGAUGUUCAGAAGUUCACUUCUGUCAGCUGCCUGAAUUCGUAAUUUAGACAUGGUUUGCUUUCCUUGACUUCACUGCUUACAAGUUACAGCUGAUCUGUUAGUAUGUGCGAGUGCAUGUGAGAAGACUGUCAUAUGUUGUGUUUGUAUUACUGAUGCAAAAUGGUGAGAUCUACUAAUGUAAUGUAGUGCUGUUGGUAGUGUGUAAUGAUUUUGUUGGGAGAGUGAGUACAAUGGAAGGCAUGGUUUUCAAGUUCUAUGGUUUUUAUAUCUUACAAUAUCAUAUGAGGUUAGUGAGUAUAAUUUGUAGCAGAGUAAAUUACAUUGGUGGUACACGAACUUGUUAAGUGGGUGCAAUUUAGUAUAUAAAUUUGUAAAAUGCUCAUUUUGGUACACGAACGUA
This is a messenger RNA of Oryza sativa Japonica Group (Japanese rice), 3274 nucleotides long. RefSeq lists its product as uncharacterized. Lineage: Eukaryota; Viridiplantae; Streptophyta; Magnoliopsida; Poales; Poaceae. The record is from RefSeq and is a predicted model, not a curated record. Gene Ontology annotation, molecular function: protein binding.